CGGCCCAGUGUGGCUCAGUGGCCCCUCCAUCGGGAUCGGAUCGACAGCCGCCCGUCGUUCUCACGGAGGCCUUCCAGGAGUUGCCUCCCGGGUCUCGGUGCCGAGAUUGGCUGUCAGGAGCCCUGCGCGCUCACCACCAGGGGGGCCGGGGGGGCCGUGCCUGGCCGGGCACGGCGCCGGAGCACAGCUGUGGCGUCCCCCAGCGGUGGGCGCAGCCUCCAGCCGCGAGGGGAGACCCACCACGGAGGCCGAGGCGGAGGAGGCCGAGGAUGACCUCGGCGGCUACAUUGACACGAGGCACUUCGAGGAGAUCGACUCGACCCACAGCUACAUCUGAAGAGCAAGAAGUGGUAUGAGCAUAAGCUUUCGGAGGUCUGCGCGGCCCUCCGAAAGGUUAUGUUUCUGUCGCUCCUUGUUCUCCUGUACGUGGAGCGCGAGGUAGGGUCCUUCGACCUGGAGAAACUCACAGUGGUGAGCACCGACUUCCAGACCGCCGGGCGGGGCACCAGGGACAGGAGCUGGCAGGCGAUGCGGGGGAAGAGCGUGCUGAUCAAUUUCUGUUUCCGCUUCCCCGAGGACUGCCCGACCAGCUUCGUGAAUCAGAACGUGCCCAACGUUACCAAGGUGGCCGCCUGCGCCGCGGUGGACUGCCUGAGGGAGGCCGCGGCAGGCGUGCGAGACCCCGAGGGCGAGGAGCUCCGUUUCGGCGUGAAGUGGCCCAACGACAUCGUCGUGAACGGACGGAAGAUUGGGGGCAUCCUCGCGCGCGCGAUUCCCUCCCCUGGGGCCCGGCUGGACGUGGCCAUCAUAGGCGUGGGCAUCAACGUGAACACGCCCCAGGAGGAGCUGGACGCCCUGGAGCGAGCCGUGUGGCCCGCCACGUCGCUGAAGGCCGUCGCCGGCGGAGUCGCCGACUUCGACGUGGCGGCGCUGCGGCAACGUUUCGCCAGGAACUUCGCGACGGAGCUUCCAGCCUUCUUCCGCGGAGGUUUCGCUGCCUUCCGAGAGCGCGUGAACAGUCUUGAGGCCCUGAUGGGGACAUCUGUGCGUUUCCGCGUUCACGAGACCAACGUCGUGGAUGGCACGUUCGAGGGAGUCGAUGACACAGGCUGUAUUCUGAUCAGAGAUAGCAGCGGAACCACAAAUUCAUACCCGUCUGGCGAGAUCAUCCCGCCCUCAGUUGAUGAGUGAGGUGCGUUCACGGGCGUGGCGAGCGCGUGCUCUGUAGGGUGAUCACCAGGUGCUGGUGGAUCAUCAUAGGAGGCAGUGGCUCGCUAAAAAAGGCAAUCAGCAUCACAGACACGACCGUCGGCAGCGUCUUCCAGCCGAUUUUUGCUUUUGGCCUGAGCCCGAUGCCCCGCCGGCUCGGUCAACAGCUCCAGCGGGAUGGGAGGAGAAGGCUGAGGUGCAGG
Messenger RNA from Prorocentrum cordatum, 1412 nucleotides. The record is from the annotation of a GenBank genome assembly. NCBI's taxonomy places the organism in Eukaryota, Dinophyceae, Prorocentrales, Prorocentraceae.